AAUUAAACUUUCUCAACCGUUCCUUUGAAAAUUUUAGGCUUGGCGCCUCUAUAUAUACUCCACUUCCAGUUCUAACUUCUCAUCAAAAGUCAUCUUAAACAUUGCUUUUUGCAAAGAUGGCUUCUCAGCUCUUCCUUCUUGUGCUUGUUGCUCUUGUUUGCACAACAAAUGGUAGGAAGCUUGUGAGCUCAAAGGGUUCUUUCGAAGAUGAGAAAACUCUCUUUCAUCAACCAGGAUUCGGUGGUGGAGGUGGUGGUGGUUUUGGGGGCGGUGGAGGUGGAGGGUUAGGAGGUGGUUCUGGUUUUGGUGGUGGGGCUGGUUAUGGUGGGGGUACUGGUGGCGGUGGUGGACUUGGUGGAGGCGGGGGUGGAGGGUUUGGUGGUGGUGGUGGAGGAGGAUUAGGUGGAGGGUCUGGUUUUGGAGCUGGUGGUGGAUAUGGAGGUGGGGCGGGAGCUGGUGGUGGACUUGGAGGAGGAGGUGGUGGAGGCUUUGGCGGUGGCGGUGGAGGUGGUCUUGGCGGUGGUGCCGGUGGUGGAUAUGGUGGAGGAGCGGGUGGUGGGAUUGGAGGGGAAUUAGUUUCAUUCCCAUUGUCACCAUCAACUUGUUGGCAUUAUAGUGGCGGAACCAUUGAAGGAUCAGGGUCGCCCAAUGAAGCCAAGCCAGAAGCUACUGAUCAAGCUUUGCAGGUUAAGCCAUAA
Messenger RNA from Ilex paraguariensis (yerba mate), 698 nucleotides. The record is from the annotation of a GenBank genome assembly. NCBI's taxonomy places the organism in Eukaryota, Viridiplantae, Streptophyta, Magnoliopsida, Aquifoliales, Aquifoliaceae.